Frieseomelitta varia is the source of this 869-nucleotide messenger RNA. RefSeq lists its product as uncharacterized. Bases 100 to 786 code for a protein of 228 amino acids. NCBI's taxonomy places the organism in Eukaryota, Metazoa, Arthropoda, Insecta, Hymenoptera, Apidae. The record is from RefSeq and is a predicted model, not a curated record. The transcript has 5 exons.
CCAAAAGAAAUAACACUUUGACAUAUUGCCUCUUUCAUUUUCACUUCUCCAUUAAAACAAUCAUUUUGAUUCGAGUUUCGAGCUUUGAAAUGUUCCAAAAUGGUGGAGGAGGAGUGCAUCAACUCCGAGCUACGAGGAAUUCUCGAGGAAUUCACGAGAAUUCGAAAUGCGUACGUUGCGUUGAAAGCUUACUGCGAGAUACGAGAGGAGGCUGCGUCAAUGGAAAAGGAACAGGUCGGAAAAAUGAGAGAGAAUUUGGAGAAACUCUCCGCCACUUAUCUGCUUUUGGAGAAAAGAUACAAGUCUACCGUUGAGAAAUUGCAGACUGAAAUGAACGAACUUCGUAAAGUGAACGAAGAGUUGAAGGAACAGUGCGAUCAUUUACGUCUGGUCAAUGUGGAUCGUGGUGGAAACGCUGAUCAAAUGUGCAAAUUGCAAGAUGAAAUGGAGGCUUUGAAAGCGCAAUUACUGAUGCAAGAGGAGAAACACACCGAGGAUGUUGCGUUGCUGAAGAAGCAACACUCUGACGAACUGCAGAGAUACAAAGUGUUGCUGCAGAACGCGAAACUGGCAUCCACUUCCUGCGAAACGAAGAAAGGGGCACGUGCGAAGAAUUUGGGGAACAACAAAAGGAAAGUCUCGUUUUUUAGAUGGCCAGAAUUGAGCGUAGAAAGGGUAAAUGGCACGUCAUUGGAGAACGAAGAGGAAACUGUGGAUAAAAACUGUGGCAAAAAAAAAAGAAAAUUAUUUUACGAGGACAAAGAUACUCUGAUAGAUAUUUCUUAAAAUAUCUUUUAUACUAUACUGCGGUCAAUGUAAAAUGUUUAUUAACUUUUAUCAUAAAAAGAAUUAACUUUCGAUUUUCGUUA